Molecule: messenger RNA, 1758 nt
Organism: Talaromyces proteolyticus
Lineage: Eukaryota; Fungi; Ascomycota; Eurotiomycetes; Eurotiales; Trichocomaceae
Exons: 2
Coding region: 1-1758 (585 amino acids)
Source: RefSeq, a predicted model, not a curated record
AUGUCACAUGUUUUGAAAGAUCCAACUGGGGAGUACGAUGGGGAUGAAAACAUCAAUCUUGCAGGGACCUUCAGAGUUGCGUUCCAACGUUGGACCAGCUCGAGUAAAUUUGCCCCGACCACUCAGUCUGGCAAUGUAAAGCAUGAGCCUGCAUAUAUUGAGCUUGCAAACGAGGAUUCUAUCAACGAAGAGACUGCCCAUGGAGUUACUAUCCAUGAAGGCACUGCCCAUGAAGAGCCUGCCGCUGGGCCUGCCGACAACAAGCUUGCCUGUGGUGAGCCUACUAUAAAGUCUCUGGACCGCGAGGCUGACGCUUAUGACUCUCUCUACGACGAUUCUGUCAAUGGUGAACCUAUUGUUCACAAGCCUCUUCUCGAACCUGAUACAGAAAAGUUUAUAAACGAGUCUGUCCAUAAAACCGCCACUGAUACGUCUGCCAGCGAUGAAUAUGCCAACGAGAGCACCGUCCUUGUAGAUUCAUUCCGAGUUGCUUUCGCUCGUUGGACCCCAUCCGAUGCAUCUGCAUCAACCGCAAACGUCAAAGAAGUCGCGAUCGUGCAAAAAGGAAUCCAAGACAAUCUCUCACCAGAAAGCGUCGACGCCCCAUCACCCUCGCAAGGGUCAGGUACGGCCAGCAAUAUUUCAACUGCAAUCACUAGAGGCAUAAACGGCACGGAAGAUCCUACACUGGAUUGUCAUGAAGUCAGAUCAUCUACAACAAUCAUCCUGCAUCCGCUAUCAAGAUCGAAGUGGAAUAUUCCUGAACCUGCCCCGAUGUUCUCAAAUGAAGCUCAUGGGGAGCCUUCAAAUCAGAACAGCCACCUCCAUGUGCUCAGAACAGUACGUUGGAUGCCAAGCAGCAUAAAAAAUAUCCAAGAGGGUAAGUUGUUGUCCCUACCUCUUCAGCCAACACAUCUGAAUGAAGUAGACGAUGAAACCGAUUCGAUCGCAUCCAACGUACCUGUUAACGGCGACAUACUGCCUAGUACAACAUAUAGCCAACCCUCUCCCUUGAAGCCCCACGAAAUAGACUUCGAGCCUAUACCAAAGGAAAAAUUGACUAGAACCGAAGAGCCAAGCGAAGAGCUCAAAGCAGAGUUAAGAGCCAUGCAAGACGCAUUCCGCAAGGGAUAUGUGUUUAAACGUCCCAAUCAUAAGCAGCAGAAGAAGAAGCAGAAGAAGCCCCGUGAUACCUACUACGUUGUCGAGGGCUCUGACGAUGAAGAGCCGAACCACAAAAACUUUCCUCCCAAUAUGCCUGAAUGGGAGAAAGUCAAGAGGGGCUAUCACCUGUAUCAAUACAGCAUUCAAGCCUAUCCCCGGACUAGUGAUUAUUGCUCUACAUCAGGAAUACCCUCCGUGAAACAAGGUAUCCCAGCCUUUGAAAAAAUCCCCACUGCACCGACCACUGAGCAGAUGCUUAAACGGCUUGCUCGCGAGGGACAUCUCUAUCUCGACGGGGAGUAUGACCCAGUUCCAUAUCCGCAAGCUGCCGAUAGCGAAGUCAACUGGUGCUACUUUCCUGAGCAGCCUGACCCAUUCAAAGGAGGAAGAGGAAGAGCUGUCUACAGCGAUUGGAUUUGGUCAUGGUUAGACGAGACCAUCUACAACGCCUGGAUCGCAAACAUCUACCGGGAGUCGUUCUUUGACGGCGCUGCGCAUGCUGAUGGGAUGCGAGGUUUUUAUGUGAUUGCGGAAUGGGAGGGAGACAUUAACGCCUAUGUCGACCGACAGGAUUUCCUCUAUGAUUCAUGCUGA